Messenger RNA from Priapulus caudatus, 392 nucleotides. RefSeq names its product MFS-type transporter SLC18B1-like. The transcript has 5 exons. Gene Ontology annotation, molecular function: transmembrane transporter activity. The record is from RefSeq and is a predicted model, not a curated record. Lineage: Eukaryota; Metazoa; Priapulida; Priapulimorpha; Priapulimorphida; Priapulidae. Bases 93 to 383 code for a protein of 96 amino acids.
AGCUUAUCUCCCAGCGUGGUCGGGCUGGUGUUUCUGGUUAACCCCACAUUGUACGCAUUGACUGCUCUUCUGUGGGGUCGACUAGGAGAUAGAUGGGAACGUCGGUCAACGUGAUUUGCUUCCUGUUCAUUGGUCCGGCGCCAUUUUUCCACAGUGAAACAUAUCUAUCCGUUGUGAUAUUCUGUUUAGCUUUACAAGGUGCUGGCCUCGGGGGACAGCUUGUACCUAGUCUUCUGGAUAUGCUCAAGACAGCGAAGCAACAUGGAUUUCCUGACGACUACACUACAUACGCACUAGUCUCGGGCAUUUUUAACGCAUUUUUCGCACUCGGUGCCUUCCUUGGACCGACCAUAGGCGGGAUCAUGGAUGACUAUAUGGAUUGAAGGGCAGCG